Trematomus bernacchii (emerald rockcod) is the source of this 2414-nucleotide messenger RNA. Its product is annotated as endothelial zinc finger protein induced by tumor necrosis factor alpha-like. The transcript has 8 exons. The record is from RefSeq and is a predicted model, not a curated record. Gene Ontology annotation, biological process: regulation of transcription by RNA polymerase II. Gene Ontology annotation, molecular function: RNA polymerase II cis-regulatory region sequence-specific DNA binding; DNA-binding transcription factor activity, RNA polymerase II-specific. Gene Ontology annotation, cellular component: nucleus. NCBI's taxonomy places the organism in Eukaryota, Metazoa, Chordata, Actinopteri, Perciformes, Nototheniidae. The annotation marks the transcript as partial.
AAAAGAUUGAGUGUGUGUGAGGAAAGAAAUCUCCAACGAGGCGUUCUGGGGCAGCUUAGACAGCAGGAUUGGAGCACCAGUCUGGACCAGGAGGACCCAGAGCCCCCCCCACACAUUAAGCAGGAACAGGAGGAACUCAGGAUCAGUCAGGAGAGAGAGCAGCUUCAGGAGCUGGAGGAGGCUGAUAUCACCAAGUCCACUUUCACUCCUGACCCUGUGAAGAGUGAAGAUGAUGAAGAGAAACCUCAGUCCUCACAGCCUCAUCAAAGACAAACUGAACACAUGAAAACAGAAGCUGAUGGAGAUGACUGUCGAGGACCAGAACCAGCCAGGAACUCAGAUCCAGAGAGCAGUUUACAACCAAAGACUGAAGACUCUUCUGAACCUGACACUGAAGACAGUGCUGAUUGGAAGGAGACCAGAGAAUCUGCUUCAGCCUCAAAAUCACUGAAAAAUAGACAAGAAUCUCUCAGUGAUUCAAGCCAGAAACCCUUUAGCUGCUCAUUUUGUUCCAAAUAUUUUGCAGUUAGUGGCAGUUUAAAAAAACACAUGAGAAUCCACACAGGAGAGAAACCAUAUAGAUGCUCAGUCUGUAAGAAAUGUUUUUCACAGAGUGGAAGUGUAAAGGAACACAUGAGAAUCCACACAGGAGAGAAACCCUUUAGCUGCUCAUUUUGUUCCAAAUAUUUUGCAGUUAGUGGCAGUUUAAAAACACACAUGAGAAUCCACACAGGAGAGAAACCAUACAGAUGCUCAGUCUGUAAGAAAGCUUUUUCACAGAGGGUAGGUUUAAAGGAACACAUAAGAAUCCACACAGGAGAGAAACCAUACAGAUGCUCAGUCUGUAAGAAAGCUUUUUCACAGAGUGGACAUUUAAUGGAACACAUGAGAAUCCACACAGGAGAGAAACCAUACAGAUGCUCAUGUAGUGGAGCCUCACUUAGAGCGUUUCCUGCAGACGUCCAGCUACUGGUGGUGGUUAAAGAAGAGGUUCUCCCUGACCAGCAGGAUUGGAGCACCAGUCUGAACCAGGAGGACCCAGAGCCCCCCCCACACAUUAAGCAGGAACAGGAGGAACUCAGGAUCAGUCAGGAGAGAGAGCAGCUUCAGGAGCUGGAGGAGGCUGAUAUCACCAAGUCCACUUUCACUCCUGACCCUGUGAAGAGUGAAGAUGAUGAAGAGAAACCUCAGUCCUCACAGCCUCAUCAAAGACAAACUGAACACAUGGAAACAGAAGCUGAUGGAGAUGACUGUCGAGGACCAGAACCAGCCAGGAACUCAGAUCCAGAGAGCAGUUUACAACCAAAGACUGAGUACGCCACUGGAGACUGUUCUGAACCUGACACUGGAGACUCUACUGAACCUGAUACUGAACACAGUGCUGAUUGGAAGGAGACCAGAGAAUCUGCUUCAGCCUCAAAAUCACUGAAAAAUAGACAAGAAUCUCUCAUUGACAUGAGAAUCCACACAGGAGAGAAACCCUUUAGCUGCUCGGUUUGUACCAAAUAUUUUGCAUUGAGUCAACAUUUAAAGACACACAUGAGAAUCCACACAGGAGAGAAACCAUACAGAUGCUCAGUCUGUAAGAAAUCUUUUUCACAGAGUGGAAGUUUAAAGGAACACAUGACAAUCCACACAGGAGAGAAACCCUUUAGCUGCUCGGUUUGUACCAAAUCUUUUGCAUGGAGUCAAAAUUUAAAGACACACAUGAGAAUCCACACAGGAGAGAAACCCUUUAGCUGCUCGGUUUGUACCAAAUCUUUUGCAGUUAGAGACAGUUUAAAAAAACACAUGAGAAUCCACACAGGAGAGAAACCAUACAGAUGCUCAGUCUGUAAGAAAGCUUUUUCACAGAAUAUACAUUUAAAGGAACACAUGAGAAUCCACACAGGAGAGAAACGAUACAGCUGCUCAGUCUGUAAGAAAGCUUUUUCACAGAGUAGAGGUUUGAAGACACACAUGAGAGUUCACACAUGAGAAAAAUCUGUCUGACUGGAUUAACAUUGUCGCACAACAUUCAUAAAAUACUUAAGUGAACUCCAUCUUUAUCAACAUAAGUGGACAAUAUGUUUAAUGUUUUUGUCAUACUGAUUUUCUGAUUCAUACAUUAACCACUGACUGUUGAUGAACCAUUUUAUUUUGCAUUGAGGGCUCCAAGUUUCCAUAUAGAGAUAUAGGAUGAUUUGAUGCAUUGUUCUUUAUUUCUAAAUGUUUGGUAUCAUUGCUAUCCUGUUAAUGAGCCCUGUUUUACAUAAAUGUACCUGUUAUCUGAUUGUUUUUGCCUCUGUAACUGUAAGGGAAGUAGGGCUGCACGAUAUAUCGUGUCGUGAGGAUAAUCACGUUAUGCGCAUGCAGGACGAUUUUUUAUUUAAUUUAAUUUAUUUUUUAGGACGUGCGAUAAUAAGUCGGCAAAU